Sycon ciliatum is the source of this 1179-nucleotide messenger RNA. Its product is annotated as probable Bax inhibitor 1. Gene Ontology annotation, molecular function: enzyme binding. Gene Ontology annotation, cellular component: mitochondrial membrane. Gene Ontology annotation, biological process: cellular response to unfolded protein; negative regulation of apoptotic signaling pathway; negative regulation of RNA splicing. Bases 170 to 886 code for a protein of 238 amino acids. NCBI's taxonomy places the organism in Eukaryota, Metazoa, Porifera, Calcarea, Leucosolenida, Sycettidae. The record is from RefSeq and is a predicted model, not a curated record. The transcript is spliced from 10 exons.
ACAUUCUUGCUCAGUCAACACCUAGUACCUCCACUCCAGCUGGAGUUUCGAAACAUCUUCAUUUCAGUCUCGAAUCAGCAAGAACAGUAACUGCAUGCUGUUGUAAACACUCUGUGACGAACAGCAAUCAUCGGAAGUAUCUUGGAAGCGAGCCGCAUUCCCUGCGAGAAUGGAGAGUAUGUUUGGGCGCCAUGCGCCCUCCUUGUCGGCGUUGAGCGACUUCAGCAAAUUGAGCCAUGAUGACCGGUCUCACUUGAAGAAAGUCUAUACGUCUCUUUCUCUUACAUUGCUAGCUGCCACCGCUGGCUCUGCCGUCAAUGUCUUGCUUGGCAUGUUUCAGGGAGCCUUCCUGGCUUCUAUUGUGUCCAUCGGUCUCCUGCUUGCUCUGCGAUUCAAUCCGGACAAUGGCAAGAACCUGGCUACCCGUCUAGGUUUGCUAGCGGGCUUUGGCUUUUUCAGCGGUGUUUCUAUGGGGCCACUCAUUGCUCACGUUGCUGCAAUUGAUCCAUCCCUGAUCUUCACUGCCCUUGGUGGCACCGUCGUUGUCUUUGUCAGCUUCUCCUUGUCGGCACUCUAUGCUGAGGAGCGCUCCUACCUGUACCUGGGAGGUUACCUUUUGUCAGGACUGAACUUCUUGCUGCUCACCAGCCUGGUGAACAUGUUCAUUGGCUCCAUCUUUGUUUUGGAGGUGCAGCUCUACCUUGGCCUAGCUAUCUUCUGUGCGUUUGUGCUCUACGACACGCAACUGAUCAUUGAGAAGAGCAGGAUGGGUGACAAGGAUUAUAUCUGGCAUUCCGUUGACCUCUUCCUGGACUUCAUAGAGAUCUUCAGGCGCCUGUUGAUCAUCUUGGCCAAGGAUGACAAGAAGAAGAAGAGACGUGAUUAAACCACCGACGUGUGCACACGAUCAUAACACAGCAGUCGUUUAGCAGCGAGCAUGCGCAGCUAUUAUCAAUACUUCAUGAAAUUAGCAUUUAUUAUGUCCAUGAAACUACAGCUAUUGCCAUGUAUAUGUAUUACUAGUUGCUAUUCAGUACUCUCUAUCUAUUGUCAGCUGGCUACUAAAAACUAGGUUCUUACGCAUUGUAAUGAUUCAUGUUCAUUUGCACUGACUAAGCUUGACAGACACAUCAUGCACACCAUGUGCACUUUCUAAAAAUGAAAUUAUGUCGAAGGCUA